UUGCGCGCCUCCCCUGCGCGACAGCGGCCAUGGUAUCGCCCAAGGCGGAAGAGGCUUGGAGACCAAACCGGCUCGCGGGUUCAGCAAUGGCUGCGGGUGUCCCCUGCGCGCUCGUCACCAGCUGCUCGUCCACCUUUUCUGCUGACCGGCUAGUCCAAAAUAUCCUUGGAACAGAAGAUGUUAUUGUGGAAGUUACUGCCAACGAUGCUGUGAGAUUUUAUCCCUGGACCAUUGAUAAUAAAUACUAUUCAGCAGAUAUCAAUCUGUGUGUGGUGCCAAACAAAUUUCUCAUCACCGCAGAGAUUGCAGAGUCUGUCCAAGCAUUUGUGGUUUACUUUGAUAGCACACAAACAUCUGGUCUUGAUAGUGUUUCUUCCUGGCUUCCACUGGCAGAAGCAUGGUUACCUGAGGUGAUGAUCUUGGUUUGUGAUAGAGUGUCUGAAAAUGGAGUAAACCGACAAAAAGCUCAAGAGUGGUGUAUCAAACAUGGCUUUGAAUUGGUAGAACUUAAUCCAGAAGAGUUGCCUGAGGAGGAUGAUGACUUCCCAGAAUCUACAGGAAUAAAGCGAAUUGUUCAAGCCUUAAAUGCCAAUGUCUGGUCCAAUGUAGUUAUGAAGAAUGAGAAGAACCAAGGCUUUAGCCUUCUUAGCUCAUUGGCUGGAGCAAACCAUAACAUUGGAUCAGCAGAGACCUGCCAUUCAGAGCAGCCCUGUUUGCCAGCAGCAGAGAGGACUGAAGCUCUCUUGGAUCAUCGAGGUGGCGCAUCUAACACAGCAGACGCUCAGGUGGAUAGCAUUGUGGAUCCCAUGUUAGACCUGGAUAUUCAAGAACUAGCCAGUCUUACUACAGGUGGAGGAGAUUUGGAGAAUUUUGAAAGACUGUUUUCAAAGUUAAAGGAAAUGAAAGGGUUAGAACGUUCAUACACUCCAGAUUCUUCUGCGCUGUUAGAUGCAUUUCUUAAGAUAUAUUUUCCCCCUAGACAAGGCUGCGACGCUUCCUCACGAGCAAAGAAAGUUGCAUGCAGAAAAGGUGGCCAAAGCCUUUUGGAUGGCAAUUGGGGGAGACAGAGAUGAGAUCGAAGGCCUUUCGUCAGAUGAAGAACACUAAAUUAUUCACGCUAGGGCUUGACUAACAGAGACACUAACUCUCUCUGCCUGAGAAUCCUUCCUAACUCACCCAGUCGUCAUUUGCUGAACUUCCCAUCAUGCUGUUGGCUGCCUGAGUUGUUUGUAGGGUCCUGUUAAUUAUAGUUUUUAGUUGGGGGGGGGUGGUAAAGGAGAACCUUCUCCUCCCUCAGUGUAUUAUAAGGGGGCAAGAAUGACAGUAGGGAGUGAGAAUUUUUUGAAGUAUACUUUUUUGUUCUAGGAGCAGGAGUGGGCUGAGGCUCAAAGCCUGUGUGAUUGGAGUUAAAUCACAAGUUAAGGCCCACCAAGCCAUUUCCUGGCAGUCUUUGCAGUACCAGUCCCUCUGUUCACACUUGAUUACUGCAGAUGUGCUCCCUUUCCUGGGUAUUCUGGAUUUUUUCUUUCAAGCAACAUGCUGCUCUGAGAUUUGAUGCUUUUGAUAGGCGGGAAGGAAGAAGCUGCAGAUUUAUGCUAUAGUAUAUAGAUGAUAGGCCAAAGUGACUGGCCUUCAGGUUAGUCUCUAGUUUAAAAAAAAAAAACGGCCAGGGCACUUCAAUUGAAAUAUAGUUUCUGAGCUCAUGCUAGAGAGUAUUGAGAAAGCAGUGUGAGUUUAAAUGAUGCAAGGGUUUCCUGCUCUGGUAGGGAUAAAAUAAACCCAUCUUCUGAGUUGUUGGACAUAGGGAGGGGGAGGGCAGUGUGUGUAUAAGAGAGAAAGAAACUUAGGAAUUCCCUGUAUGGGCCAUUGAAACAGUGUGAUCAUGUCCCGAGACUUUAAGAGUUCUCCCCUGCUAUGUAAGAUGUCAGAGCUGUGUUGUCACACUUCAUACCCUCAAAACAAGGCACGUUUCUUCCUCUCUGAAAGCCAGACAUCACUGCCAAAAUAGUAACGCUAAGGAGUGGGCUUGAUAGGGAAGGAUGUGAAACUUUCGUUAGGCAAUGAAUCCCUGCGUACCUUGUGUUGUUUCCAGGGCCGUGUGGGUCAGCCCCAGGGCAUCUGAUCACCAAAGGGAAGUUUGCAAAGGAAGCUUGGGAAAUACAGCCAAUAAAGUCCUCGUUUCUGUUUUUGUAAGCACUGUGUAAUGCAUGUUGUUAACCUACACUGCGGUAGGUACUGCCAUAGCUCUAAAUGGGCUCAGGACAUACGGGCUGAAAACUGCUGUUGGCUUCAUGUAGGCUGUGAACCCCUUAGGUCACCAGCAAAAACAAGUUUCAGACCCCCCUGUGCAACACCUUCUAAUCCCCGCAGAACCUGAAAUAGGUAGCAGAAGGAAUGGAAUGCCCCAGGUUCUGGGCCAGGCCGACCAGAGGAGCGAGCAAAGGUUUGCGUGAUUGGGACACUCAGGAAGAGCCAUUCCAGAAGACAUUGCAGGCUGUCUCACUUGAUGACUUUGUAUCCUUCUCCCUGGCUUUCUUUGAGGUGGCUGCAUCAACCAUUGAUUGGGAAUGUAAGGGAAGUUGGCUCUGGUGCUACAAAAUGAAAGGUGGAAGAUGUCUUCCUUAAAACAAGGAAGGUUUCAGAAAGUACAUUCGGUCACAUGGUUAGGGAAAACAGAUAAGAAAAAGCUGUGAACUUGAUUUUGUGGGUUAAACAAAGCCAGGUGAUUAAAAUGUGAUUUUUUUAUAAAGUCUACUUAUGUGCAUAUUUAAGAUUUUGUUGUUUUUUAGUGGGGAGGGGGGUGUUGGGGUGGAGCCUUCCUUCGCUGGAGUGGGCAUAAAAAGCCAAUCAUCUAAGAGUUUGUCAAACUCACUGUUUUAGAAUCUCCAUGCACAGGUAUAAUAUUAACUCAUGUCUUCAAAAUCUCAGCUGUCUGGGGAUAGUGCCCUCUUCUAGGGAACAUGUGGGAAUAAAGCAUCUGGUGGUAUUCUACUAAA
Molecule: messenger RNA, 2996 nt
Organism: Phacochoerus africanus (Common warthog)
Lineage: Eukaryota; Metazoa; Chordata; Mammalia; Artiodactyla; Suidae
Gene: AAGAB
Product: alpha and gamma adaptin binding protein
Exons: 10
Coding region: 30-1073 (347 amino acids)
Source: RefSeq, a predicted model, not a curated record